GCGGCGGCAGGCAGGCAUGGCGGACGAAGAAGGCGACCCUGACUGGCUUGUUGCGUUCAAGGCACCAAGUACUGCUACGGUGAUGCUUUCUGAUUCUUCUCCUGAAAACAGCCCUAAAAGAACUGCUCCACCGGAAGAAAAGAAGAAUUCUUCAGACUGUGCAGGUACUUCGAGUAAACAUGAGGAAGGACCAUCCAUGGAAGAAAAGCAGGAUAAACCUCCUAAACGCGUGACUCCAAAGAAGAAAACAAAGGUUGCUGGAACAAAAGAUUGUUUGGAUAAAAGAAAUGAUACCCUGGAACAACUCGAAGAUGAAGUUAAUGGGGAAAAGAUGCAGGACAAGCUUGCAGGAAACUCUGUCUCCCAGAGGUUGCCAUUGAUCCUGUCUGAUAAAGUUCAACGUUCAAAGGCAUUGGUUGAAUGUGAUGGUGACUCGAUAGACUUGAGCGGAGAUAUUGGAGCUGUCGGUAGGAUAGUAAUUUCAAACAGUCCGACUGGAAAUCAGGAUUUGUUACUGGACCUGAAAGGAACAGUAUACAAAUCAACUAUAGUGCCAUCCAGGACAUUUUGUGUUGUCAGCAUGGGACAAACAGAAGCAAAGAUAGAGGCUAUAAUGAAUGACUUCAUUCAGUUGGAACCCCAUUCCAAUUUAUUCGAAGCAGAGACUAUGAUGGAAGGUACCCUUGAUGGGUUCACAUUUGAUUCAGAUGGAGAGGGUGACAGGCUUCAUGAACUUCAUGCUUCUCAAAAUGAUCCGAACAAUGAGAAUGAAGAUCAACCUAAAGCGAAAACCAAAAGAAAAGCAGCCGCGAAGCCAGCGGCAAAGGGACAGAAGAAGGCAAAGGUUGCUAAGAAGGGAGCAAAGAAAACCCAAUCAACAAAGAGAGGGAAGAAGGCAAAGAAAUAAUUACUUGCCGAAGAACUGGGAUAUUUUCCUGUAAGGAUGAGAACUCACUUCAAGCUGGACACGAGGAAAGGCUACAAUACAGCUGGUUCUGUUUUGGUUCUAGGAUAGUUGUUGCUGACUCCACAUGUUGUAUAAUCUGGGCUAUCUGUGUACCAUGAUGUAAUUUUUUAGGAAGAG
This is a messenger RNA of Lolium rigidum, 1084 nucleotides long. RefSeq names its product DNA-binding protein BIN4-like. The transcript is spliced from 12 exons. Gene Ontology annotation, cellular component: nucleus; DNA topoisomerase type II (double strand cut, ATP-hydrolyzing) complex. The record is from RefSeq and is a predicted model, not a curated record. The coding region runs from base 17 to 907 and encodes 296 amino acids. Gene Ontology annotation, biological process: DNA endoreduplication; chromosome organization. Lineage: Eukaryota; Viridiplantae; Streptophyta; Magnoliopsida; Poales; Poaceae. Gene Ontology annotation, molecular function: double-stranded DNA binding.